AUGUCAAAUGAUUUCGAGCGGAACGCUCCAUUCUACUACUACGGUCACCAGGAGCCGGUCACAUCGUCGUGCGGUGGUAGUGUAAACGUCAAAAUGGAACAAAUCGAGACGGCGGUGAACCAGUCGGAAUCCACCUUUCUAAGUCCGGCGUACACGUACGGCUCGAACAUGAGCUCAACGGCACUUUCGGCCGCUCCAAACGUCGUGGUGCUUCCAGGAUUCAUGGACAACUACCCGGACAGCUGGAUGACACCGAGCCCCUCAAGCUUUGGUUCCGAAAGUCCCGAUUACUACUCGCUCGCUAACUCGCCCCGUCGCAGCUUCGUCGACGUCGAGGAGUACAAGGAGAACCUUCUGGCUUUGCAGCAACAGCAGCAACAACAACCCCAGACUCAGCAACAACAGCAGUCGGGACAACUUCCUUCACUUCUUGCUCCUCCAGUAGUACUUCCGCUUUCGCCACCACUCGCCUCGGCUCCGCUGCAGACGAUCGUCAACAACGCCAACGUAACAAUUACGCCAACCGGAACCACCAGCCUGCCAGUCAAAAAACGCCAGUACAAUCGCAAACCAAAAGCCGUAAAGCAAGUGCAACAACCACAGCACGGAGUCGUCAUGUCCACAGAAACAGACACCACCACGAGGACGGAUCUUUCCUGUCUGACGUUUUCCACCAAAGCGUUCUCGAAACCUGCCGACGCGGCCACACGUCCUGAAGGUGUUGCCGUUGUGAUCGGCAAACGGAAGCGCAAACAGGUCCCGCUGCAGGUCAAGAAAAAGCGCCGCCUAGCGGCAAACGCACGCGAACGUAAGCGAAUGCAGAGCCUUAACGAUGCGUUCGAUCGAUUGCGCCAGUACCUGCCUUCGCUGGGAAACGAUCGGCAGUUAUCGAAGCACGAGACACUUCAGAUGGCCCAGACAUACAUCACGGCGUUGUGCGAUCUGCUGCAGUAA
This is a messenger RNA of Anopheles nili, 954 nucleotides long. Its product is annotated as protein atonal-like. NCBI's taxonomy places the organism in Eukaryota, Metazoa, Arthropoda, Insecta, Diptera, Culicidae. The transcript has a single exon. Bases 1 to 954 code for a protein of 317 amino acids. Gene Ontology annotation, molecular function: protein dimerization activity. The record is from RefSeq and is a predicted model, not a curated record.